AUAAUGCACAGAGCUGGGACCAGUGCUGGAUCUGUGAGAGAAGCUGUCAGAGACCUGCGCUCCAGUGAGGGACCCCUUUGUCCCAGCAUCAGCCUGGUUUCCCAGCUGGGGCUGUCAAGAAGGCUUUCACCCACCAGAAUGGGGACGUGCUGGUGGGACGCGAGAUGCGAAGGGUUGUCCUUGAGCUGACUGGGGAUGCUGCCCUGAAUGAGGAUGGACUGGGCAGAGAGGGAAGGGGGUGCUGGAAAGGAUGGCCGACGAGCGCUGAGCAUGUCAAGGAGGGCUGAUGGGGUGGCAGAGGCUGGGGGGCUGGAGCAGUGUUCCCCACCCCAGACCUUGGAGAUGAUAAAUGAGCGGAAAGCUGGAGUGGGGCUGGGUGGGAGAAGGAGUGGAAGGAAUGUGGUAUUGGUAACCAGGCUGGCAUUAAAAAUGGAACAGAGUAUAACGAAAUAUUAAUAAUACUGUAAAAAGAAAUGGGUUAAGCUUUGCAGACUGUCACCAAAGGGGAGGAACACCUUUGGAGUACAUCUAAAGUCACGCUGGCCAAAUACAGCGGAUCCCGUUAAGGAUGACUUGGAGGCCUGACUCGCGAGGGUCUUCUCGGAGCAUGUCAGAUGACGCAAAGGACGGACCUCAAACCCAGUCUUCUCACAAUUCUGCUCUGCAGUUGCGACUGAAUGGUACAGCAGCCAGGCAGGAGAUCGUUCUAGGCUGCCUUGCUGGGCAGUACGAGCACCUUCUCCCAGCACUCCUCCCCCUGUGCAGAGCACCCCAUGGCCAGCCCCAGGGAAGCUCACCACGCCGGGAUGUAUGAUGUUUUUCAGAAGAAUCCAGGUGUGGAUGGCAAGAGAAAUGCAAAUGCCGCAGACGCUAAGGAUUUCCAGAAGUACGGCAUAGAAGGUGCUACGGUGGUCUUGGGCUCCGUGCUGCUUGGCAUGGUCUUGUGUUGCGUGGUCCGUCUGUGGAGGAAGAGAAGACGGCGCCUCGCCGCAGCUUCGCAAGCCUGGCCGGACACCAGCAGCUACCCCUCACGCCCAGACAACUGGACCUCCCACCAAAGCACCCCCGAGAGCCGGACCCGACGCCAACAGCCACCGCCUGUGCCUGGAAAACCGGCCCGCCUGCCAUGGAGCACCGAGGGACAGGCCCGCGCCAGCCCGGCCAGCCACCCGGCCCGCCCGCCCCCAGCAAGGCCCCAGUGGCUUUCCUACUCACCCAGCCGGCUGUUGUGGGACCAGCCCAGUGCCCUCCAGGACCCAGAGGAACUGAAACCGUCCGCCCACCCUGCAAGCGCAUGGCCCCGAUCCUCCUGCAAGAGGUUGAGGUGGCCCCAGCAGGCGUGCAGGGGGGCAGACGGUGGAGAGCGGACCGGGCACGCAGCUUUCCUUCUGGACACCAGCCUUAGGCAGCCGCAGAAGAAGCGAUGCAAGCAGGAGCCCACGGAGGAGGCGAUGCUGAGCCUGCCCGGCCAGCCUGCAGAUGCCUCCCGUGCACCUGCCCGGGUUAGCUGGCUGGUGCUGGCUGGUGCAGAGGAGCUGCUGUCCUCUGGAGAGUCCUCCAUGCCCACCGCCAUGUCCUGCAAAGAGAGCUGUGCAAAGGUCCUGCCCUUUCCUCCUGAAAGGACCUGA
Aquila chrysaetos chrysaetos is the source of this 1628-nucleotide messenger RNA. RefSeq lists its product as uncharacterized. The coding region runs from base 774 to 1628 and encodes 284 amino acids. The record is from RefSeq and is a predicted model, not a curated record. The transcript has 4 exons. Lineage: Eukaryota; Metazoa; Chordata; Aves; Accipitriformes; Accipitridae.